Brienomyrus brachyistius is the source of this 4809-nucleotide messenger RNA. RefSeq names its product aldehyde dehydrogenase 1 family, member L2 (gene aldh1l2). Bases 133 to 3159 code for a protein of 1008 amino acids. Gene Ontology annotation, biological process: biosynthetic process. Gene Ontology annotation, molecular function: formyltetrahydrofolate dehydrogenase activity; aldehyde dehydrogenase (NAD+) activity. The transcript has 23 exons. NCBI's taxonomy places the organism in Eukaryota, Metazoa, Chordata, Actinopteri, Osteoglossiformes, Mormyridae. The record is from RefSeq and is a predicted model, not a curated record.
ACACUGCAAACCAAUGAUAUACAAUCAUUCCUAAGGGAACGAAGGGGAGCGCGCUUCGCCAAGAUGCAGCCUUGGCUGUAAUGUUAACUGCGCGGUCUGACUGAUUGCAAUUCGAUACAGAUACGUAGACUGAUGAAAUAUUAUUGUAUUGGUGCAUCUGGACUGCAGAAUGCACGACUUUCGUUUCCGUGCGGUUCACAGUGGCCGCGCGAGCACACGGUAGCCAGAAGGAAAUCGUCGGCGCGCGCGCAGGCCGGCACGUCCCCGAGUGUCGUGUCCGCGAGACGCGGAGGUAACUUAAGGUUCUGUCACACUGUCACCAGUGCACUGCCAGGCAGGUGUGCGCUGCGAGCGUUAAACCUCUCCCCCCCCCUCCCCAGCGCCGUCAUGUUGUGGACAGCUAACCAAUUCAUUAGGAAACUCUCCACCAGCACCGCAUAUUACCAAAAUAAGCUGAAGCUCGCUCUGAUUGGCCAGAGCCUCUUCGGACAGGAGGUGUACACCAGCCUACGGAAGCAAGGCCACAAAGUUGUGGGCGUGUUCACAGUCCCAGAUAAAGAUGGGAAGGCGGACCCACUGGCCAUGGUGGCGGAGAAGGACGGGACGCCGGUGUUCAAGUUCCCGCGCUGGCGAGUGAAAGGGAAGCCCAUCCCAGAGGUGGUGGAGGCCUAUAUGGAAGUGGGGGCGGAGCUUAACGUCAUGCCCUUCUGUAGCCAGUUCAUCCCCAUGAGCGUCAUCGACCACCCCACCCACGGCUCCAUCAUCUACCACCCUUCCCUGCUGCCGCGCCACCGUGGGGCCUCCGCCAUCAACUGGACUCUGAUCCAUGGGGACAAGGCGGCAGGCUUCUCUAUCUUCUGGGCCGAUGAUGGGCUGGACACUGGGCCCAUCCUGCUGCAGAAAGAGUGUUCCGUGGAACCCAAUGACACCGUGGACUCACUGUACAACCGCUUCCUGUUUCCUGAGGGCAUCAAGGCCAUGGUGGAGGCCGUCCAGCUUAUUGCGGACGGGAAAGCCCAUCGUAUUCCACAGCCUGAGGAGGGGGCCAGUUACGAGGGGAUACAGAAGAAGUCCAACUCCAAGGUUAUUAUGGCUCAGCCAGCUGAGGCUAUCCAUAACUGGAUCCGCGGGCAUGACAAAGUGCCCGGAGCCUGGACUGUCAUCGGCGGACAGACUGUUACCCUGUACGGGUCAUCGAUGCUGACCGGGGCUGUGCCUGCAGGUCAGCCCCUGGAGAUCGAGGGGGCUUCUCAGCCUGGCCUCAUCACCAACAAAGGUCUGGUCCUCUACGGGUCAGAUGGGAAAACGGUUCUGGUGAAGAACCUGCAGUUUGAAGAUGGGAAGAUGAUCCCAGCUGGCAAGUACUUCUCUUCAGGGGAAAGUGCUAGCCUGGAGCUCACGGAAGAGGAGAAGAGGAUGGCAGAGGAAAUUCGGGUCAUAUGGAAAGGGAUUUUGAGCAACGUUCCAGCAAUUGAGGAUACCACAGAUUUUUUCAAAUCAGGAGCAGCAUCCAUGGACGUGGUCAGGUUAGUGGAGGAGAUCAAGCAAAAGUGUGCCGGUGUGCAGCUGCAGACCGAGGAUGUCUACAUGGCCACCACCUUCCAGGACUUCGUCCAGAUGUUCGUCAGAAGGCUACGGGGAGAGGACCAGGAGGAGGAGCUUGUCAUCAGCUAUGCAACAAAGGACGUCAACAAUAUGACGGUGAAGAUGCCUUACCAGUGUUUCAUUAACGGGCGGUUUGAGGAUGCAGAGAACGGCAAGACCUAUGACACAGUCAACCCUACCGAUGGUUCGGUCAUCUGUAAGGUGUCAUACGCAUCUGUGGCAGACGUGGACAAAGCGGUGAUGGCGGCCAAGGAAGCUUUUGAGACUGGGCCCUGGGGCAAGAUGAACCCCCGAGACAGAGGCAGACUGCUGUACAAGCUGGCAGACCUGAUGGAGGAACACCAAGAGGAGCUGGCCACCAUCGAGACCGUCGACUCGGGCGCCGUCUACACCCUGGCCUUGAAGACGCACGUGGGCAUGUCCAUCCAGACCUUCCGCUACUUCGCCGGCUGGUGCGACAAGAUCCAGGGCAUGACGAUCCCCAUUAACCAGGCAAGGCCCAACCACAACCUCACCUUCACCAAGAGAGAGCCCCUGGGUGUCUGCGCCAUCAUCAUCCCCUGGAACUACCCACUGAUGAUGCUGGCAUGGAAGAGCGCCGCCUGUCUGGCAGCCGGGAACACGCUGGUUCUGAAACCGGCUCAGGUGACCCCAUUGACGGCGCUAAAGUUUGCCGAGCUGACCGUCAAGGCCGGCAUACCCAAGGGGGUGAUCAACAUUGUUCCGGGUUCUGGGGGCCUGGUCGGACAGCGCAUGUCUGAUCACCCUGACAUCCGUAAGCUCGGAUUCACUGGCUCCACCCCCAUCGGCAAGCAGAUCAUGAAGAGCUGUGCGCUUAGUAACCUGAAGAAGGUCUCCCUGGAGCUCGGUGGAAAGUCGCCCCUCAUCAUCUUCAGCGACUGCGAUGUGGACAAGGCCGUUCGCAUGGGCAUGAGCUCCGUCUUCUUUAACAAAGGAGAGAACUGCAUUGCAGCCGGACGACUGUUUGUGGAGGAAUCCAUACAUGACGAGUAUAUCACAAGAGUGGUGGAGGAGAUCAGGAAGAUGAAAAUAGGUGACCCCCUGGACCGGUCUACGGACCAUGGACCCCAGAAUCACAAGGCUCACUUAGAGAAGCUUCUGGAAUACUGCGAGGUGGGAAAGAAGGAGGGAGCGACACUGGUGUACGGAGGAUGUCAGGUAGUCAGACCAGGGUUCUUCAUGACACCCACGGUGUUCACUGACGUGGAGGACCACAUGUUCAUCGCCAAGGAGGAGUCCUUUGGGCCUGUUAUGGUCGUAUCCAAGUUUAAAGAUGGCGAUGUAGACGGCGUGCUCAGCCGGGCUAAUGAUACAGAAUUUGGCCUGGCAUCCGGCGUCUUCACGAGGGACAUCAACAAGGCCAUGUAUGUUAGUGAGAGGCUAGAGGCUGGCACGGUCUUCAUCAACACCUACAACAAGACGGAUGUGGCCUCUCCAUUCGGGGGCUUCAAGCAGUCCGGGUUUGGCAAGGACUUGGGAGAGGAAGCCCUUCACGAAUACCUCAGGACCAAAACAGUGACAGUGGAGUACUGAAAGAGACUCCCAUGGGAACCUCUGGAACAGAGUGGAAUCCAUCACCUCGUUUUUUGAGCCAUCAGUCUCCACCAGGCAUCCAGCUGCAGCGAUCUGCCCACCAUUUCUGGGAUCCUUGGGGUAGGCGGGUGGGUGGAGACUAGUGAAGAGACUGGUGAAGAGACUGGUGAUUUCUCAUCAUUCACUGCCGAAAGUAUUGUGCCUAAAGUUUUUAAACCUUCCGUUUAAACCAUUUUAAAAGAGGUUUUAUUUGCCUUCCACAGCAGCCCCCCCCGCCCUGUGCCCGUCAAACAGCUAAUGAAGCAGUACAGUGUUAUGGGGGGGGGCUUUGAUUUUUAGUUAGCUGUGUUCAAUAUAUUUAAAGGGAAAGUAAACACAAGUUACCAGUUCUAUGGGAUAGUUUCAGUAUCGUCACAGAAAACACCAACAAUACUAAUGAAAACCAUUAAUACUAACUUACCGUACAAGUAUAUACAAUAAUUUAUAAUUAUAGACAAAUGCAGAAUUCUUUCACACAUUUCCAGUGUAGCAUUAGGUAGCUUAGAACCAUGAGUAUUUGUAUUGUCGACUCAGAGCCACUCCCAGAUUGCUGAGGCGAGUCGUGUGACAGCAAAGAUGAGCUCAGCUAGAAGGACUAGUAAGCAGGACUGAAAAGCAUUGGAAAAACUCACAUGGCGAUACUUGAAUUUUUUUGUGAUAUUGCAAUAUUUAUAAAACAAAAAAGGUCUUGAAAGUUUACUCAAACAUUGACCUGAAGUCCAUCAGAUGAGUUGGGGGUGCUGCUGCAAGUUGUGGCAACACCAAGCAGUGCAGACAGAACAUUUUCUUUUACUCAUGGAAUCCAAAAUAUUUCCACGCAGUGGGAGAUGAAUGUCUUUUGGUGACCAGCUCUUGUUUGCUUUUCUCCACCUCACUCAUUUUUGUUAAUUUCUCAUUAACACCCCACACUGCCUAUGAAAUCACUCAAACGGCAGAUAUAAGAAUUGGCUCGGAGUGCGCAUGCAGAGUUCACACACCGCAGCGGCAGCAGUAAACCAUAGACCGAUCUUCUUAAACAUACACUAGGUGAUUUGAAAAAGGAACCAUUAUUAAAGUUAGAAAGCUUGCCAAGUUCUGUUCAUAUGACAGCAAAAAAAAUGCAUUAGUGUACCUUAUUGUCUUAACCCAGCUGACUGUCGCGGCCCUUAAGCUGUGACAUCUGCAUAUGCGUGACACGCAGUGUUGAUGUGAUCGUCGCACAUCAUGUUAGCCUAUGAGCAAGCAGGACAUACUCAAGCAGUGGACUGUUACAUUAAAUGUACAAGGGCUAUCGGGGAUGGAUGGAGUCUUUCCGUUAUCGCAUGCGAGUAUGUGAGUCACAGUAGAACACCUGCACCUUUGCUGCAGACCAACACAGUGGGGUGAAUUUAAUACACAGAAUAUACAGCACUCACACACUAAACCAUUACCUCAGCCAUUAACAAUAAGCUACCACAUAUCAAACUCCAAAGGUGAGACCUAUUGUGAUGCAGGACUUAAUUCCUCUCACACAUUGAGUUGGAAAUAACGGUUAUUUUCAUAUUCUUUGUGGAAGGGCUGCUUACAGAUGUCACACGGGGGUUAUGCACACCUACUUUUUCCCAACAAUAAAAUGUUGCCAGUGGAAAUGUG